Messenger RNA from Brachypodium distachyon (stiff brome), 1733 nucleotides. RefSeq lists its product as uncharacterized. The record is from RefSeq and is a predicted model, not a curated record. The transcript has 4 exons. Lineage: Eukaryota; Viridiplantae; Streptophyta; Magnoliopsida; Poales; Poaceae. The coding region runs from base 241 to 1620 and encodes 459 amino acids.
ACAAAUGUAGCCGACUGAGUAUAGUUAAUGACACUCUGGCCGGCUGCAUUUUGUCUUGUUCUAAAAAAAAACAGUUUUUAAUCAAAACUCCUUUUACAUGAUCUCUAUUUAUUAUUUUUUGAACUUGAGAAAGGAACAUUAUCAGUUGCAUUAGAGAACAAAGAUGUCCACGUCAUGAGGUUUUGGUCCCUGGUUCUCUUGUGAUCCAACGCUUGGUCCCAACAAAAACAAGAUUUUGGCAUGGCGCCGGCUCUGCUCGUCAUCCACUCCAACCAUUUCUCACCUCCUUCUUCUUCUCCGGCGCCGAUCUGCUCUCGCCUCCGGCCGCUACCAUGGCGGCGGCCUCAAUCCCCGCUCCAGCGCCGCCUGACCAUCUCCCACGAUGACAACAAGAAGAACAGAGAGCGCUUCUCGUGCUCCCGUCUCCGCCAUGUCCGGCCGCCUUCAGCCGCCAGCGCGGUGGCGAGCACCAUCAUCGCCGCCGGCGACCAGUGGGGCAACUGGGCCUUCCUCCUCUCCGCCGCCGCAUUCGGCACCUGGGCGGAGGAGAGGACGGCAUGGGGGGCGGCGCUGAGCGGGGCGCUAGUGAGCAUCCUGACCGGGCUGGCGGCGACGGCGGCGGGGCUGGUGGCCCCCGGUUCGCCGGCCAACGGCGUCGUCAUGGAAUUCCUGCUCCCCGUGGCCGUGCCGCUGCUCCUCCUCGGCGCCGACCUUCGCCGAGUCGUCCGCGCCACCGGCGACCUCCUCAAGGCCUUCCUCCUCGGAUCAGUUGCAACUAUAAUUGGAACAAUGGUGGCUUACCUGUUGUUCCCGAUGAGAUCACUGGGCCAAGAUAGCUGGAAGAUCGCCGCCGCUCUCAUGGGGAGCUACAUUGGCGGAGCGGUAAAUUUCGUGGCGAUCUCGGAGGCGCUGGGCACGUCGCCGUCGGUGCUGGCGGCGGGCGUGGCCGCUGACAACCUCAUCUCCGCGCUCUACUUCCUCGCCCUCUUCUCCCUCGCCUCCAAGAUCCCGCCGGAGCCGAAGAAGACGACUGAAUCCGAACCCCCCACCGGCGCCGCCCCCCUCCGAGAAAAACCGUCAAUGUCGGUGGCGGAGGGCGGCGCGGCGCUGGCGCUCUCCUUCGCGAUCUGCAAGGCGGCGUCCGCGAUCUCAUCCACGCUGGGGAUCGCCUCCGGCGGCACGCUACCGUGCGCGACGGCGCUGGUGGUGCUCCUGGCGACGGCGUUCCCGGGGGCCAUGGGGCGGCUGGCCCCCGCCGGGGAAGCCAUGGCGCUGGUGCUCCUGCAGGUGUUCUUCGCGGCGGUGGGCGCCAACGGCAGCGUGGCGGACGCCGUGACCAUGGCGCCCGCCGUGUUCGGCUUCGCGCUCGUCCAGGUCGCCGUGCACCUCGCCGUCGUCCUCGGCGCCGGCAGGGUCCUGGGGAUGGAGAGGAAGGCGCUGCUGGUGGCGUCGAACGCCAAUGUCGGCGGGCCGACCACCGCGGCCGCCAUGGCCACCGCCAAAGGGUGGAGCUCGCUCGUUGUUCCUGGGAUCCUUGUGGGCAUCUUCGGGAUCUCCAUUGCCACGUUCCUUGGCAUCGGAUUUGGCGUCUUCGUGCUCAAGAGAAUUUCGGGCUUUUAGUUUUUUUGAACGAUGUUCACUGUGAUGAUCAAGUUUGUAGAACUAGAGUUUUUAUUCUUCCUUCCGAAACAGAAUUUUCAGAUGAAAAUCAAAAUUGAUUCCAAGUGACGCAA